AUGGUUCGAACAUCGUCAUUCCUGGCCGUGCUGGCGACCGCGUCCUUGGCCUUGGCUACGGCUCCCAGCUGCAGUUUGACACAGAAAUGUCCCUCUGAUACGCCUUGCUGCUCGCAAUACGGACAAUGUGGUGUAGGCGCUUACUGCUUGGGAGGCUGUGACCCUCGAUCCUCUUUUUCUCUCGGGUCUUGCACGCCUGAACCUGUUUGCAAGAGCCAAACGUACACAUUCGAGAACUUGGACCGAGUACAGGAGAACACGGUGUAUCUCGGUGAUGCUUCUAAAGCGGAUUGGGUGGCUAGUGGACAGCCAGUAUCGUACCAGAAUAAUGUUUUGUUGACGAUGGCACCGGACUCUGUGGGAACGUUGUUGGCUAGCACGACGUACAUGUGGUAUGGAAAUGUAAAGGCUACGUUCAAGACCAGCAGAGGGCAGGGUGUUGUCACAGCUUUCAUCUUAUUGUCAGAUGUGAAGGAUGAGAUCGAUUACGAAUUCGUUGGUGUUGAUUUGGAGGAUGCUCAGUCCAACUACUACUUCCAGGGUAUCCCAAACUACGACAACGAAUUAAACAUCUCUCUCUCGGACACAUUUAACAACUAUCACACCUACGAGAUUGAUUGGACUCCGGAUGCCAUUACCUGGUUGGUUGAUGGACAAAUUGGUCGAACCAAGAAAAGGUCUGACACUUGGAAUGCAACUUCCAACCAAUGGAUGUUCCCCCAGACACCUGCUCGUGUCCAACUUUCUCUGUGGCCUGCUGGUCUUGCUUCAAAUGGCCAAGGUACUGUUGAUUGGGCUGGUGGUCUGGUUGAUUGGAACUCUGCGGAUAUUCAAGCCAACGGAUAUUACUACGCGACCUUCGAAUCAGUAACAGUCUCCUGCUACAAUGCCACUUCAAGCCCAGGAACCAACACUGGGGUGUCAUACACAUAUAAUGGAUACACAGGCACCAACGAUACUGUCGUUGACGGUACUGAUGCCACUGUUCUGAGCUCUUUCUUGGCCACCGGUACCAACAUGACACUGGGUGCCGUUGCUUCAGGAUCGUCUUCGGGCACUCAACCAUCAACCACAGCGGAGACUGUUCCAGGUCUGACGGGUGGUGAUCCAGGUGUCGAUUCCCAUUCUUCCAGCACUACUGCUGGAGGCUCAACCGAAACUGCAACUCAAGCCAGCAGCGCCCCUUCGAGCAGCUCUUCGUCUUCAUCUGGCUUCUCUCAAGGGAACUCAGGAUCCACCAAGAGCGGAGCCGAGAAGUUGGGUGUUGGACAAGAGCAGUUGAAGGGCAGCAUCUUUGCGGGUAUCGUUGCAUUAAUGGCAAUGAUGGCUCUGUGA
Mollisia scopiformis is the source of this 1335-nucleotide messenger RNA. RefSeq lists its product as uncharacterized. Lineage: Eukaryota; Fungi; Ascomycota; Leotiomycetes; Helotiales; Mollisiaceae. The record is from RefSeq and is a predicted model, not a curated record. Gene Ontology annotation, molecular function: hydrolase activity, hydrolyzing O-glycosyl compounds; glycosyltransferase activity. Gene Ontology annotation, biological process: fungal-type cell wall organization; carbohydrate metabolic process. Bases 1 to 1335 code for a protein of 444 amino acids. The transcript is spliced from 3 exons. Gene Ontology annotation, cellular component: fungal-type cell wall.